This is a messenger RNA of Chelonus insularis, 2532 nucleotides long. RefSeq lists its product as uncharacterized. The transcript is spliced from 5 exons. The record is from RefSeq and is a predicted model, not a curated record. NCBI's taxonomy places the organism in Eukaryota, Metazoa, Arthropoda, Insecta, Hymenoptera, Braconidae. The coding region runs from base 184 to 849 and encodes 221 amino acids.
CAUUAUUACACUUGUGUGUAACCCAUGUGUAUUUACAUUUCUUGCUAGAAUCAUUAUCACGCAGUGUCCUCGCUAACCGCCGCACGGAAUAGAAUAAACGUUGUCAUUCGUGAACAGUUUGUACGCAUUAAUAUAAUUUAAACGUACGCAAGUGGUUUAAUAAAUUGAAAAGUUUAUCAAAUUAUGACUACUCUAUGUUGCAUUAGUUUAACCAUAGCAGCAAGGAUUAUUGCUGCACUAGGAUUGUCGACUGCUAUUCUGAUGAUCAAUGUAGUUGUGAGUGAAUAUUUUGUAAGAAUUGAAGACGACGAAUUUCUAACUGCUAUUAAAUCCUGGACCUUGAUAGGACUUAACUGGACUAGAUGUAUUAAAAGUUUAAAACUUACCAAUGAAGUUCAAGUUACUUUUAUCUGUUUACUUUCCUACGCUACAUUGUUACUAACUGUCAAUGGAUUGCUAGCAAUUGGAACUAUUUACAAAAAAUCUAAACAUGCACUUCCAUGGAUGUAUGUACAGAUAUUUAGCAUUGCAGAUCAAAUGACCUCAGUAAUCAUUUUCUUGACAUCUUCAAGUAUCAACAGUAAUCAGACUUCACAAAUACAAGCGAGUUCACCUUUAUCAUGCAUUUACCUCAUUACCAAUAUGUAUUUCUGGCUGAUAGUGUUCUCAGCACGUGAACAAUGGAUUAGAAAAUCAGAAUUAUCUUUAAAUAAUGGAAACCCAAGUGCAAUAAUUACAGAACCUCCGAGAGAUUCUAAUGUGCCUAAAACUCCAUCAUAUUUAUCACAAAAUCAAUCAUUCUUCCAACCAGUAGUACCGGAGGUAUCAAAUAAGCCUGAUAAUUUAUGAUAAAAAAAAUCUAAACAUUUUUUUGAGUAGUAUUAAAUUAAGAAGGCUCGUGCAAAAUGCUAGAUUCUUUGAAACUAUUAAUGGCUCUCUAAGUUAUUAAUUAACAUCAAAAACGAUAUUUUAACAAAAGUUAAUCUUAACUUAUAGUAAAACUUUUAAUUUAAACGUAAUAUUUAAUUUAAUGUCAAACAAAAAAUUGUGACAAAAAAGAAAUAAAUGAAUUCUAACGAACUGAUUAAUGAUGACUGAUGACAAAUGUAUUCUUUUUAAUAUAAAUAGAAAAACUGAAAAUGAUACACGAUAAAAGGUAGUUGAUAGUGAAUGUACAAUUGAGUAAAAUCUAGUAGUCACGAUAAAUCAAGGCGGACACACGACUAAUAGCGUGUAUCAAAUGUGCGUGAUCAGCCGAGCGUAGUAGCAUAUAAAAUAUGAGAAAUGACCACUAUUUACGUCAAAAUACUCUUAAACUCUUAAACUUUUUUAAAAACAUAUUUUACAUUCUCCAAGAUCAAGAGAUUGUUUGAUUAAUUUUCAAACAUUCCAACAUGAGUCUUACAUAAGCCAUCACUAAUACUUUAUUUAACUCAUUGAGCUUGCGUCAUUAACCUCAUCAACACUAUCAGCGACUAUAAAAUAAAAAAUCUACACACCAAUAAUUAUUAUCAAAAAAACUCGACAUUAACUCAAAUAAAAAAUAAUGUUGGGAAUAAUAUUUUAUGGAUGUAUGUAAUUACAAACGAAUGAAAUCUAUGUAAAACCACAUGUGGCUUAUCUUAUCGCACAAUCUUAUUAUAAACCGAUUAAGACGUAUCAUUGAUAAACGAUAAAACAGAGCAGUGAAUAACAUAAACGUUAAUCAUUUACUUUUUUUUUUGUAUUUAAAUAUGUCAAAGAUUUUUUAAAAAAAAUAUCUGCUCUCAGUUUAUCCUUAUUCAUCUUGUUGAUUCAUGUCUGCAAGCUCUUAUCAAUACAUAAUAUUAUUAUCCGUAUUGAAACGAUCAGUAUCACUAUUUCAUACUGGAACAUCGUCAAAAUUCAUAGCUUGAUACUCUCAGCUCUCUGCUUAGUUGCACGUGCUUGCAGACUGGUCUGGUGAUAUUAUACAUAGAUAUAUUAGAUAGUAUGUAAUCUAUAGAUGUACAUAUUGUGGAAUCGAGGGUGGAAGAAAAAGAUAGAGAAAGCUACGCGGUUGGUUGGUUGUGCUUUUAAAAAGAACUGAGCGAGUCAAUUUGUAGUCUGUCGCAAACUUUUAAAACACUAGUUGACAACCAGCCUCUCCAGCUUGCUGGCAAGGGGUUUUUUAUCUCACUCACUCCUUUGGUUUCCUUUUUGUAACAUCCCCUACCCUGUUGAGAGUCCACCCUCCGUGUCGCGGGAACCGAUGGAUUGUAAAAUAAAACUAACUUGGCUCUUUCGUGGCCUGAGAACGAAGUACCUACCAAGACUAAAUUUCAUUUCCUCAACAUCUUUCCUCUUUUUCUUUCGUAUCUCAUCUUAGUGUCUAUGUUCAAGUUGUAGUAAAGACCAAAAAGUUUAUCAAUUACUCACAGUAUAAAAUCCUCAUCAAGUCUCGUAAAUCAAAACUAUGUAUCCAUUAUACUCUGGUGGUAUCAUGUAAUCAAUCUGAAAUGUAAGAAAAAAAGUAAUUACUUAAGAGAAAUAAAAACACUUGACACGUUUUCA